AUGGUUUGUCCAAGCAGCGUUCUUGCGCAUUUAACGAAAUUUAUCGUAACAGUCGGUUGCAUAAAAGCUGUUGGUAAUAUCUAUGGUAAAGCAAGCACCUGGUCAUUUCGUGCCUUUCAAAUUCUACUUUCACACUCCAUACUGGGAGCACUCAGGUUUGGAGCUCCAUUUCUCACAUCAGCAACCAAUGUAGCAAAGUACUUAAGGAUCUUCUACGAUUGGUAUUCCAAGAUUGUUGAUGUUGUACCUUUGGCAAUGUUCACUGCUGGUAUCCUACAAGGAUAUGGGAUUAGUGAAAAAGUUUGGCUUAUAGUACUUUCCUUAGGCAUUUUGCCAGUAUUUUUUCACCUGCAACCAAAGCGAAAAGACAGCCAAAUAAGAAGGCAUCAAUUGUUAAUGAAUAUUACUACGAUAUUACAGCUGUUAAUGGUCACGUUGGUUGGUUUAAGAAACAUUAAUUACAACGUUAUUAGUUUAGUUGUCUCAUAUAUUUUCGAACGAUUUUUCAUUGACGAAUUUUGUUACAACUACGAUAUCCCAAGUACCGAUUUGACCCAGUAUUCCCUGUGUUUCGUAGAAAUUUUUAUGGUUUUAACGCUGAAUGAGGUGUAA
This is a messenger RNA of Habropoda laboriosa, 612 nucleotides long. RefSeq lists its product as uncharacterized. The transcript has 2 exons. NCBI's taxonomy places the organism in Eukaryota, Metazoa, Arthropoda, Insecta, Hymenoptera, Apidae. The record is from RefSeq and is a predicted model, not a curated record. The coding region runs from base 1 to 612 and encodes 203 amino acids.